AUGGAGAGGUUAAUUUUAACAGCUCUUUUACUUUUUUGUAUCUGUUGUAAUGAUGUCACAGCUAAAAGAAGAGUUUAUCAUGGUAAAAGUGGCAAUAAGAUAGUAGGAGGUUACAAUACUACCAUACAAGAUGUGCCCUACCAGGUAUAUUUGCUACUGCAGUCGGGAAACGAUUUUUUCCAAUGUGGAGGAUCGAUUAUAAGUGAAAGAUAUAUUUUAACAGCAGCUCAUUGCCUGGAUGGGAUGGAUAGAGUUAUAGUACGAGCAGGAAGUACUGAGGCCAAUAGCGGUGGUACCCAAUAUAAUACGACUAGGUUUAGGCAGCAUCCGUUGUACAAUGCAUCUACUUUCGACUAUGACGUCGGCGUGAUUAAUAUUCCUGGAGGAAUGACAUUAGAUGGAGUAAACACAAGAGCAGUUCGCUUACCGAACAUGGCUACCACUAUAAAAAAUGGUACUAUUAUUCUGGUAUCUGGAUGGGGAGAUACUACUGAGAAUGGUCAGGUAAGUGAGAAUUUAAUGGCAGUGAAAAUUCCAACGAUAUCUCAAGAUGAAUGCCGCCAGACUUAUAGUACACUUACGUCGAGACAAUUUUGUGCUGGAGUGCCUGAAGGCGGCAAAGACUCUUGUCAGGGUGAUUCUGGAGGUCCUGCAGUGUCAACAGAAACUAAUCGUCAAUUGGGUAUAGUUUCAUUCGGAAGUGGAUGUGCUAGACCCGGCACUCCUGGAGCUUAUACAAAUGUAUCGAGAGUUAGAAUGUGGAUCAGAUUAGCUACUGGCGUA
Molecule: messenger RNA, 783 nt
Organism: Brenthis ino (lesser marbled fritillary)
Lineage: Eukaryota; Metazoa; Arthropoda; Insecta; Lepidoptera; Nymphalidae
Source: the annotation of a GenBank genome assembly